Messenger RNA from Parathielavia appendiculata, 951 nucleotides. Its product is annotated as mitochondrial carrier. Gene Ontology annotation, molecular function: tricarboxylate secondary active transmembrane transporter activity. Gene Ontology annotation, biological process: alpha-ketoglutarate transport; mitochondrial citrate transmembrane transport. The record is from RefSeq and is a predicted model, not a curated record. The transcript is spliced from 3 exons. Bases 1 to 951 code for a protein of 316 amino acids. NCBI's taxonomy places the organism in Eukaryota, Fungi, Ascomycota, Sordariomycetes, Sordariales, Chaetomiaceae. Gene Ontology annotation, cellular component: mitochondrion.
AUGUCCGCCGCUGUCGCCCCCGCCCCGGCUUCCCAGCCGCCCAAGCUGGAGAAGAAGCCCAUCAAGUUCUCCAACCUGCUGUUGGGCGCCGGGCUCAACAUGUUUGAGGUCACCACCCUCGGUCAGCCCCUCGAGGUCAUCAAGACCACCAUGGCCGCUCACCGCGGGGACGGCUUCACGACAGCGCUGGGCCGCAUCUGGAACCGCGGUGGUGUUCUCGGCUUCUACCAGGGCCUGAUUCCCUGGGCCUGGAUCGAAGCGUCGACUAAGGGUGCUGUGCUGCUCUUUGUCGCCUCUGAGGCCGAGUACUACGCCCGCGCUGCGGGCGCCAGCGAGUUUGGCGGCGGCAUCAUCGGCGGCGUGACGGGUGGUGUUGCUCAGGCGUACGCGACCAUGGGCUUCUGCACCUGCAUGAAGACGGUCGAGAUCACCAAACACAAGGUGGCGGCCUCGGGUGCGAAGCCCCCGGGAACCUGGGCCACCUUCAUGGACAUCUACCGUCGCGAGGGCAUCCGCGGCAUCAACAAGGGCGUCAACGCCGUCGCCAUCCGCCAGAUGACCAACUGGGGCUCGCGCUUCGGCCUGAGCCGGCUCGCCGAGCAGGGCAUCCGCAAGGUCACCCACAAGGAGCACGGCGAGAAACUGAGCGCCGCUGAGAAGAUUCUCGCCUCAGCCCUCGGUGGUGGUCUCUCGGCCUGGAACCAGCCGAUCGAGGUUAUCCGCGUCGAGAUGCAAAGCAAGAAGGACGACCCUAACCGGCCCAAGAAGAUGACGGUCGGCAACACCUUCAAGUAUAUCUACCAAACCAACGGCCUUAAGGGUCUGUACCGCGGCGUCACGCCCCGUAUUGGUCUCGGUGUCUGGCAGACGGUGUGCAUGGUCGCCAUGGGUGAUAUGGCAAAGACGUAUGUUGAGAAGCUGACCGGCGAGACGGUUACUGCAAAGCAUUAA